Molecule: messenger RNA, 5167 nt
Organism: Acanthaster planci (crown-of-thorns starfish)
Lineage: Eukaryota; Metazoa; Echinodermata; Asteroidea; Valvatida; Acanthasteridae
Biological process (GO): regulation of transcription by RNA polymerase II
Molecular function (GO): protein dimerization activity; DNA-binding transcription factor activity, RNA polymerase II-specific; RNA polymerase II cis-regulatory region sequence-specific DNA binding
Source: RefSeq, a predicted model, not a curated record
ACGGUGCGACUUGACCAUAGGCUGUGCCUUUCAUGCGUAUGGUUAACGUAUACCGUUUCGCGUUAUGUCAUGAAAUUUUCCACAUACACAACUGCGUAGUUCCCCGCCAUCUUUGCGAUCGGCCACGAAACUCUAAUCUUUUCGUCAAUUUUGGACUUCCAAAAACACCAUUCGGAGCCUGAAAUCAAAGGGAUUCGGAGUUGUGCUAUUCUUGGCCAAGCUUUGGUGCAAAUCGAGGCCACAGCUAUGAGCAUCGAGACGCUUUUGGAGGCUGCCAAGUUCGUGGAGUGGUCCGAUCAAAUCGGUCAUUCAGCACGUGGACAAAAUGAUCCAGAAGUGCUUGGCCAUAGCCACAAUGGCCAAAGCAUGGCUUUCAGCGGCCCCAGCUAUGUUGCUGUGUCCAGCAGUCCAUCAUCCUCUCCUGGAUCAAAUAAAUCCAGUCCAGUAACAUCAAGUAGACAACAAAAUGUGUCCAGUUCCAACACAGACACAUUGGAUGAAGGAGAUGACAAGAGGUCUGGCACAAGGGAAGUUCAUAAUAAACUGGAGAAAAACAGACGCGCCCAGUUGAAGGAAUGUUUUGACAAUUUACGUGACCAAAUCCCCAACCUGGACAACAAGAAGUUGAAGCCAUCAAAUCUGAGCAUUCUCCAAGGAGCUUUGAGAUACUUACAGGCCCUGAAAAGGAAAGAACGAGAACUCGAGUAUGAGACAGAGAGGUUAGCAAGGCAGAAGAUACUCUAUCAAGAGAAGCUUGCAAAACUCAGUGGAUGUUCCUUGCCCCCCUGGAAGAAGGCGGAGCCAGAACCAAAGGAGGAGGAGGCAGAAAAUGAGAUGCAGGAUGACAAGGAAGAUGAUCGAGAGUCUGUCUCAACAAGCACUUCAACUGCAUCAGAAGCAGAAGAAGAAGAAAGGAAAUCCAGAGCUCAGUCUCCAGAGAGCAAGUCAAGCCCUGUAGUUCAGGGAUCAGAAAAGUCCAACCCUUCAGCAGUCAGAACUGGCCCCUUGAAGGAUCGUGUUAUCAAGGUUACUCAGUCUGUCAAGGAACAGUCAGGACCUUUUGUCAUCAGUCGUCAGAUUGUCACCCGUGUGCCCAUGUCAACUUCUGCCACAGCUUCACAGCAACAGCAGCAGGUUGCUGCUCAAAUGCCUCACCAGCUGCAAGGUGCCAACCAUAAGAAAGCAACCAGCCAAUUACAGACUGCACAGGGACCUGCAGGUCAGACACAGUCCAUGGUGGUUGGGACCAACCCACAGCUUACAAUUACAAAAGAAUCUGUUCCACAGCGACCACCAGAGACAAUGACCCAACGAGUCGCAGCGACCCAAAAAGUUGUCAUCCGACCUCCAUCUGCAGCUCAGCUCAUUAAAACACAACAAACACUAACCCAGAAACCAAGCAGUGCUACACAAUCCACAAUACUGAAGCAACCCACAUCAGGUCCAAUGCAGCCAUCAUCUCUUCCCCAAGUCAUUAGGCAGUUUGACAGUCACUCUACAGCAGUAUCUGCUGUGCAAGAACACUUGAAAAACAAAGCUCAAAGUAAAAUACCUCAGCAACAGAAAAAUCCUGUCAGGACAAUUUCAACUACAACAAUGACAACAGAAUCCACAGCCUCAUCCAAGGCAAACAUACCUGUAGUAAGCACAGCAGCAGUUGUUACGAGCUCAACUGGUGUCUCCAGGCAAACAGUCAGCCAACUCCUUGGUAAACAGUCCAUGGUUAUAAGACAACCAGUUCGACGAACAGACAACAAAUUAAUUGUCCAAAGAGUUUUACCGCACCCAUUCAGUCCACGCCCUCAAACGGUGGAUAUUAUGCCCAAAUCUCCAACAGCUUUGUCCAGUAGUGACUCCGUCAAGUCAAAGACAAACCAAGCCACUCCAACAUCCAUCACUGUGGUUACCUAUAAAGAUCUACCUCCCAGUAUCACCACCAGCAUUAUGUCAGGUUCCGUUCCAACAACUAGUAGUAACAUAGCUACGAAUGUUUCAAAACAAAGUGUACUCACCUGCACAGUCCAGCAGGCGACACCAUCAGCAGAUGCAAGAAACCUUAUCAGUCAUAGCGUCAUGUUGUCAUCGGUUCCACACUAUCCUCCCACUGCAGGAUUUGCAGCCACCAUGCUGAGGCCUAACCCUAGCAUGUUGACUGCUGCUAAUGCAACUCUGUUGAACCAAGCAAUGGUAGCAGGUCCUAGGAACGUCACUUCACAGUUGACUUUUCCUGGAAGUAAAGACAGCAGCCCAGGGAAAUUGCAGUCACCAGCUUCAGGUGCUGUGUCAUUCUUCCCUACUGCUGUAACUCAAGCCAGAGUGUCCACAGUGUCACACCUAAAAGUGCCGUCGCUGUCCUAUACCACUCCUAUGACCCCUGUUCACUCAUUUCUCCCCCCAGGGCUGACAUUACAGCCUGCCCUUACUCAGGUGCUCUUUACACAACCACCUAAUGCAGCUUACACCUUGGCCAAUUCAACACCGGCUCAGACUCUUGUUAACACCACUCAGUCUCAUCAGACUGUUAUCAGACAUCCAUUAGCAGCGACAGCUGGAGCACAGCUGCCUCAAGUUGUCACAACAAUGGCUACAGCUAUUGUAAGUAGCACUUGUAAUGCACAGACAUCAGUUGCCAUGACAUUACCCCCAGUUGUCACAAUUGGAGCCCUUUCUCUCAAUCCAUUGCUGGGUACCAAUAGGGCUCUUGUUACUGCGCCAACAUACACCACUCUUGGUCAGUAUCCCCACCGGUUCCCAUUCGCUGGGCAGGUUCCCCUCAUCUCUCCAGUGGCAUUUGCCAGCAAUCCUAGCAAUGCAGCGCUACCAGUGACUUCUGUUGGUAGCCCUGCUUCAAACAAUGGGAAAGCAUCCAAUGGUGUGAUAGUACACACUGUGGCUGUCCCUGCCGGGAUGCCAGUUACCAGUUCUUGGCUUGACACUUCUAAUGUAAGUAACGGAAUACCAGUGAAAGAUUUGAUGCUCACUGCACCAGCAACAUCAGGAUCAAGCGUUAUCAUGGGAACAACUCAGCCAGCAGUAACAACUGUUCCAAUCAGUUCACAAGAGGGCAGUGUUGAUGAUAGCAAAAUCGGUUCAGAGCCCUCAGUUGUAGUGACAAGUAGCAAUUAAAGCUGCUUGUCACAACUACAUAUACAUAAAAUGUAUUGAAUUCAUUAAGUUUCAUGUAGGCACCGUCAAUAUCAUAUUUUGGCCGAUACCGAUGUAUCUUUUUUAUAUCAAUAUUAUCGAUAUAUCAAAUUUUAUUCAUUUUAAUUUUCAAGGUAUUAAAACAGGCGUGAAUUGCUGUUCAAUUGUUCUAAGGGUACACCCCUACACCGUAAUGGUGUGAUCCAAUUCACUUUGGCGACAUGUUCUGGCAUCUGUAUUGCAUAUGUUGUCUGCAUGGGAUGGGAUGCUGCCGUGCAUAGCGAUAUCAUCAGCACGCGGUGCUAGCCUACUUCCGUUUGGUUAGCAAAUCAUUCUCUGUUUUGGAGGAUAAAUUUUGUGAUUUUUUUAGGCAAAGUGUACAAAGUGCGAGACUGAGAUAGGUGACUGAAUUUAUUCUUCAAAUGUCGCCGCAUAAGCCGCCUGGAGUAUAAGCUACAGGGAUAUUUUUCACUCAGCGUGAAAACCAACGUAAGCCGUAGCUUAUAGAAAACUACAGUAAUGUGACGAUGCACUUUUCUAUUUUUUAAUAAAGUUUGUUCUUCGGUAGUGAUAUUUUCGAUGUAUUUUAUUGAUGUAGCAAUGUUUUCGAAGUCGCGAUAUUUUUGAUAUUUCUCCAAAAUCUGAUAUUUUCAAUGUGUCGUUAUUACCAAAUAACUAACAUCAGCAAUAUCGAUACCAAUCCCAUAUCGAUAAUAUUGAUAUAUCGACGGUGUUUACCUUCAUGCAAUAUAAUUAACUGCCUGCAGGUGACUACAUACACUGCAUAUGUUAACUGUUUUGUUUUUGUGUUUCUCUGCUUUUUACAUUUGGCUCUGAAAAGUUUUAAAAUUGAAAUUUUAGGUACAUGUAUGUGUCAUAUUUGUUGCUGAAGUUAUAAAAUAUACAUGUACAUGUGUGUACCACACAUUUUCUGUAAAAUCUCAUUGCACAGAUAUGUGAAAUAAUUGACAUUUUCUCGAUUGAAAAAAGCCUUUUCUCUAAGCAUACUUAGCAUACUAAGCACCCAUUGGCAUACAUGUACAUGUAGCUGAAUAUAUUUUAGGUCUCUUAAGACCUACGCUAAUAUCCAGUGUAUGAUCAAUAAUGGUUUUUAAAACCCACUCUAUUAUCUUGUUGUUGCAUUGUUUGUCUGCCAGUUGUAGGCAGUUGGUUGGUGAGUAGGUCACUUUUCAGAUCUGUCAAUAUGUAAAAUACAUUUCAUACUUCUGUCAAGUACAAAAAGUGUGUAAUGCGACAUUAAGAACUAGUUAGACUGUCUUGCGGAACAUCAUGAGAGUAUACCAAAAUUCUGGAGAAAACUGUACAUGCUAUUUUUGUAUUGUUCUGUAAGAAUGGAUAUCCAAAGAGAGUAUUUUUGCAUGUACAUUGUAUCUCUUGCAGUACAGUAGUGUCCACAGUGUUGGUCCUCACAAAAUACAAGAAGUAAAUCAAGUAAAAAAGCAAUUCAGCCUCAAAGGAGACUCUGGCUCUGACGUGACGUUUUUGUGCACAACAUAUUCAUCAACUUAAACAUCUACAUAUAAGCACGUGUUCAUUUCAAAACCAAAUUUGUAUCACCUUAACUUUGGUGAAAAAAUCUGUGACUUUUGUCAGAGAAAUCACAAGUUCAAAUCUACAUGCGGCUUUGUACACUUUUCUUAAAAGUAAUACAUAUUUACGAAAAGUAGUUUUGGGGACAUACCAUUUUUCUUGAAAGAUUGGCUUUCACAUAUUUGUUGGAGGUUUGGAAGGCAAGUUUUCUUGAAAAUGAAACAUUGGGCUUGCCUUAAAGGCGUGGCAUACCAAGAAUUGUGAUACUUUUGCAAAAUAUUAAAUACAGUGUGAUGAUCUUCACAAGUAAAGAUUGUAUAAUCUUUGUACAUUUGAUGUAAUUGUUUACUAUCAACUGUGUGUACAUGUAUUUCAUUGUACAAACAUAAUGCAAGUACAUGUAUUUAUUAAGAUAGAAAGUCAUCAGAUUUAUGAAGCAGAAGAUAAAUAAAUUAUAUUCAGAAGAAAAUAA